UCCCGGCGGCAGUGCGCGACGGCGGGCCAGGCGCCAGCGGGACAGCCCCGGCGGGCAGCCGAGCGCGCCCGGCUGCGGACGGAGCUGCAUAAGAUGGCGGCGGCGGGAGCUGAGGCGGCCGCGGCGGCGGCGGAGGAGGAGAAGCGGCUGUCCGAGGGCGACCCGGAGUCGGGAGGAGACUCGGACGACGACGCCGACUCCGACUCGUCCGGUGACGGCGAAGAUGAGGAGAAAGAGAACGAGGCCGAGAUCCAGCGGCUGGAGGAGCAGCUUUCCAUCAAUGCUUUUGACUAUAACUGCCACCUGGAUCUGAUAAAGCUGCUGCGCCAGGAGGGAGAGCUGGUGAAGCUCAGAAGGGCUCGUCAGAAGAUGAGUGAACUCUUCCCCCUCACUGAAGAGAUCUGGCUGGACUGGCUGAAGGAUGAGAUAAAAAUGGCUUCGGAAAGCUCGGAGCGAGAGAAGGUUUACGAGCUGUUUGAGAGAGCUGUGAGAGACUACAUCUGUCCUGAAAUUUGGCUGGAGUAUGCCCAGUAUUCCAUUGGUGGCAUCGGUCAGGAAGGAGGGAUCGAGAGGGUUCGCUCCGUCUUUGAGCGGGCGCUGACUGCCGUGGGGCUGCACGUCACCAAGGGAACAGCCCUGUGGGAAGCAUACAGGGAGUUUGAGAAUGCCAUCCUGGAGACAGCCCAGCCAGCUCCUGGCAGCGUUCCCUCGCCCGAGCAGCAGCAGAUGCUCUGCAGUCAGCUUGAGAAGAUCCACACGCUGUUCAGGCGCCAGCUGGGGAUCCCGCUGCUGGAUAUGGAGGCCUCAUAUGCUGAGUAUGAGGAGUGGUCAGAGGAGCCAAUACCAGAAACAAUCAUAAAGAAUUACAAGAGAGCCCUGCAGCAGCUGGAGAAGUGCAAACCAUAUGAAGAGGCACUGCUGAGUGCUGAAACCCCCAAGCUGGCAGAAUACCAAGCCUACAUUGACUUUGAGGUGAAGGCUGGGGAUCCAGCUCGCAUUCAGCUCAUCUACGAGAGGGCUCUGGCUGAGAACUGCCUUGUGCCAGACCUCUGGGCACGCUACAACCAAUACUUGGACCGGCAGCUGAAAGUCAAAGACUUGGUGUUGUCAGCUCAUGACCGUGCUGUUAGGAACUGUCCCUGGACAGUUGGGCUGUGGAUUAGAUACCUCUUGGCAAUGGAGAGGCACAGAGUUGAUCACAGUGUGAUUUCUGAAAUGUUUGAGAAAGCUCUGAAUGCAGGUUUUAUUCAGGCCACAGACUAUGUGGAAAUCUGGCAGGCAUACCUCGAUUACCUGAGGAGAAGGGUGGAUUUUACACAAGACUCGAGUAAAGAACUGGAGGAGCUGCGCUCUGCCUUCGCUCGUGCUGUGGAGUAUUUGAAACAAGAAGUAGAGGAGAGAUUCAGUGAAAGUGGAGACCCAUCCUGCACCAUCAUGCAGAACUGGGCAAGAGUUGAGGCUCGCUUGUGUAACAACAUGCAGAAAGCCAGAGAGCUCUGGGACAACAUUAUGACUAAAGGAAAUGCCAAAUAUGCAAACAUGUGGCUGGAGUAUUACAACUUAGAAAGAGCUCAUGGGGACACUCAGCACUGCAGGAAGGCUUUGCACCGGGCUGUGCAGUGCACCAGCGACUAUCCCGAGCACGUCUGCGAGGUGCUGCUCACGCUGGAGAGAAUAGAAGGAACAUUGGAAGACUGGGAUGCAGCAGUUCAAAAGACAGAGAACAGAUUAGCUCGAGUUAACGAGCAGAGAGCAAAGGCUGCUGAGAAAGAAGCUGCUCUGGCCAAGCAGGAGGAGGAGAAAGCUGAGCAGAGGAAGCAGGCUCGGGCAGAGAAGAAAGCUUCCAAAAAGGCCAAGAGAGCCCGAGCCGGAGACAAGCGGAGAGCAGACGACGAUGAUGAUGAGGGUGAAUGGGGACAAGAGGAAGCAGAGCAGCCCAGCAAGAGGCACAAGGGAGACGGGGAUGGCACGCUGCUGGAAGAGGACAUGGAGGUAGAAACGGGACUGUUUGGAAGAAGUGGAUCUGAAAAGCCAGAUCACCCAGGAAACCAAAAGGAAAAGGCAUCUACCAGUCGAAAAGACAUCCCCAAAGUUUCACAUGACAGCAGUAAAGACAGUGUCACUGUCUUUGUCAGCAACCUGUCCUACAACAUGGCAGAUCCUGAAGUGAAACUGAAAGAGCUCUUUGAGAGCUGCGGGGCCGUGGCAGAAAUCCGCCCGGUGUUCAGCAACAAGGGCACCUUCCGGGGCUACUGCUACGUGGAGUUCAAGGAGGAGCAGGCUGCUCUGCAGGCUCUGGGCUUGGAUAGGAAGGUGGUGGAGGGAAGACCCAUGUUUGUUUCUCCAUGUGUUGACAAGAACAAGAAUCCAGACUUCAAGGUGUUCAGGUAUAGCACUACCCUGGAGAAACAUAAGCUGUUUAUAUCUGGUUUGCCAUUUUCCUGCACUAAGGAAGAGCUGGAAGAUUUGUGCAAAGCACAUGGGAAGGUGAAAGACAUCCGUCUGGUCACCAACCGAGCUGGGAAGCCCAAGGGCCUGGCCUAUGUGGAAUAUGAAAACGAAGCUGAGGCCUCUCAGGCUGUGCUGAAGAUGGACGGGCUGACAGUGAGGGAACACGUCAUCAAGGUGGCCAUCAGCAACCCCCCCCUGCGCAAGCUGCCCGACAGGCCCGAGGCCGCCAGAGCCGCGCAGCUCGCGGUGCCACGACAGCUCCAUGGGGCGCGAGGGAAGGGCAGGACACAGCUGUCGCUGAUGCCGCGGGCGUUGCAGCGUCAGAGCAAUCCCCUGGGCAAGGCCGAGAACGGGAUGGUCCAGAACUCACCAGCAACUCCCUCCCAAGCCCCUGAGGAGCCUAGAAAGAUGUCCAACGCUGAUUUUGCCAAGAUGCUACUGAAGAAGUGAGCAGAACAGUGCUGCAGUCAGCAGGUCUGGUCAAAUGUGAAAUGCCUUUCUGGAAGCCAUGUUGUGUCCUUACGUGAGCCAGGAGAUGCCAGGCACAGCCAGUGUAAACACUGCUCUGGGCUGCUGCCCUCACUGGGAUCAGUGUAGGAGGGUACAAACCCAGGGGGUUUUUUCCCCCUCUCUCUGUUUCUUAGAGCAAGGUGUUGUAUGUUCUGGUGUUAUAUGAUUCCUCAUAUUGAGGGUAACGAGGGGGGAAAUAUCUCCUGGCUGUGCUGGCUGCCACAUCAAGUUCUAUCAAUACUCUCCAAACCUUUCUUUCAUGGAAUGAGAGCCCAAAAAUAACCUUGCCAAGCUCCACUGGUCAGUGCAGGUGGUGGUUUGCAGUCAUUGACAACCAGCUCCUUUCCCAGCCUAACACAGGCACGCAGGGACAUCUCUCUUUCCCUUCAGAGCCCGGUGGCAGACGCUGUAACCUCACCACAAUGGCCUAUUCUAGCACUGGGAGAGUUUCUGCCCACGGGUGUGUGUCUGCACAGGCACAAACACACACAGCUAGCUGUUCCCUUCAUGUUCUGUUCCAGCUCACCUGGGUUUUUUUUAUAUAGUGUAUUUGUAAAAGACAUUCAGAUGGUUAUUUUUGUGUCCCACUCCUUUGCCACCUUUGUUGCCCACCAGAGCUGUACAUGCUGAGGACCAUUUCCUUCUGGUUGGUUUUGCUAGCUAGCUCCUCUGUCUCCUGCAGGUGCUUUCUGUGUGGUUUUGUACAAAUGUGAAGUGCAAGCUGACGUUUCUUGGUUUAUUAAACUCAAGUUCUCAAAGGUUUUCUAUAAA
Molecule: messenger RNA, 3732 nt
Organism: Colius striatus (speckled mousebird)
Lineage: Eukaryota; Metazoa; Chordata; Aves; Coliiformes; Coliidae
Gene: SART3
Product: spliceosome associated factor 3, U4/U6 recycling protein
Exons: 19
Coding region: 94-2901 (935 amino acids)
Biological process (GO): RNA processing
Molecular function (GO): RNA binding; protein binding
Source: RefSeq, a predicted model, not a curated record